GCCUGGCAUCAGCCCUAAGCAGCAAAAGAUGAAGUCAUCUGUCAAUCACUGAUACAGGAGAAAUGCAAGCCCUGAAGCAGUGCAGCCCAGCAAGAGAUGGAAAAGCCUCAGCCACUCCACAGAACAGUGGGUGUGCAGCUCUGUGGGACACUUACUUAUAGGAAGGAGCAGGAAGUCGUUGGACUAAAACCAGCCCCAGAGUGGUCAAGGGUGGCUGGCCACUUCUCAAGGUCCCCAGGCCUUGCAGGGUCAGCUGAGUCUACAGGACUUACAGCCAAGAUGGAGCAGUGAAACUGCUGCCUGUUCUGCCUGCUCACUGCUGAAAGCCCAUUAGUCCUGCCUGGUUCACCCGGCUUUGGUUGGAGCUCUGUUUUGAUUUUAAAAUCAAGUGAAAGAGUCCCUAGUUGCAGGCUGGAUUUCUUAUCGCAGAUGUUUCUGAAUCUGGGAAGAAAGAAGGUUUACAUGGACUACAAUGCCACAACCCCUCUGGAGCCAGCAGUUAUCCAAGCUGUGACUGAAGCUAUGCAGGAAGCCUGGGGCAAUCCCAGCAGCUCCUAUGUGGCAGGUCAAAAGGCCAAGGACAUUAUAAACACAGCUCGGGAGAGCCUGGCAAAGAUGAUAGGCGGGAGGCCUCAGGACGUCGUCUUCACUUCUGGUGGCACUGAGUCAAACAAUUUAGUAAUCCACUCUAUGGUGAGAUGCUUCCACGAACACCAGACCCAAAGAAGGGACGAGGUUGAGCAGUGCAGCCCUGAGGAGGGGGCCAGGCCCCACUUCAUUACCUGCACAGUAGAACACGACUCUAUCCGGCUGCCCCUGGAGCACCUAUUGGAAAAGCAAGUGGCUGAGGUGACGUUUGUCCCAGUGUCAAAGGUGAAUGGACAGGUAGAGGUUGAGGACAUCCUUGCAGCUGUCCGGCCCACCACAUGCCUUGUGACCAUCAUGCUGGCCAAUAACGAGACCGGAGUCGUCAUGCCUGUUCCUGAGAUCAGUCAGCGCAUUAAAGCCCUGAACCAGAGACGGGCCGCCUCGGGUCUGCCUCGGGUCUUCAUGCACACAGAUGCCGCACAGGCACUAGGGAAGAGACGUGUAGAUGUGGAGGACCUGGGUGUGGACUUCCUGACCAUUGUGGGGCAUAAGUUCUACGGUCCCAGGAUUGGUGCUCUGUAUGUACGAGGGGUCGGUAAACUUACCCCCCUGUACCCCAUGCUGUUUGGAGGUGGACAAGAGCGGAAUUUCAGGCCAGGGACCGAGAACACCCCCAUGAUUGCCGGCCUUGGGAAGGCUGCUGAGCUGGUGACUGAAAACUGUGACGCUUAUGAGGCCCACAUGAGAGACAUCCGUGACUACCUGGAGGAGAGACUGGAGGCUGAAUUUGGUAAGAGAAUCCAUUUAAACAGCCGUUUUCCAGGAGCUGAGCGGCUUCCCAACACCUGCAACCUUUCCAUCCAGGGAUCCCAGCUUCGAGGCUACAUGGUGCUUGCACAGUGCCGGACACUGCUGGCCAGCGCAGGGGCUUCGUGCCACUCCCACCUCGCAGACAGGCCAUCCCCAGUGCUGCUGAGCUGUGGCAUCCCUGUGGACGUGGCCCGGAACGCACUCCGGCUCAGUGUGGGCCGCAGCACCACCAGGUCUGAAGUGGACCUUGUUGUGGAGGACCUGAAGCAGGCCGUGGCCCAGCUGGAGAGCCAGAUCUAGGGCUAGAGGCCUCUCUUGCCCUCAGUGGCCAGAGAGAACCUUGGCCACUCAAUCCAUAGGAAGCCCCUUGCUAAGGCAGCUGGCCCCUGAGUUGUCCCUUCUCAAGAGCCGCACUGGGAUGGCUGUCUCACUCUGGGGCGGGGAACAGUGGGGGCCUGACUGGCACACAGAACCCUACCCUAGCCCCGAGCCUUAUAGGCCCAGGACACCAGUGCCCUCAUAGGACUGUCUUCCUGGUACUUUCUGAAAGGCCAUGUGGAAAUGGAAGUGUGCCCCUUUGGGAACUGCGUCAGCCUGUCAGGAAUACUCAGCCCUAGAAGGUAUUUUGUCCGGAAGAUAAAAUCCAGUGUAACCCUCUGCCAGUUAGCUGCUAUCGUGAAAAUAGGAAACUUAAUUUUUUUUUUUCUUCACCUACGGCCUCCCAUGUGCACCUACAAAGCAUUCUCCCAGGAUUCCUAUGCCUUUUCCAAAUGCCACCCUGCUGUGCUCUUCCCCAACCUCAGUGUGCCGUGCCUCCCGGGCCUGACAGGUCUCCCAGCACAGCCUCGUGCCAUCCAGGCUCUCGGAGGCCACAGUUCACCCUGCCACAUGUCUCCUCCUUUACCUUCACUCAGGGAUUCAGCUCCAGCCUCACUAAGGGACGGCUGGUCCUGGUCUGGGUCAUUCUUGGGGUGGGAAACUGAUUGUCCCUCACUCAGCUUUAAUUUUAAUUUUAUUUGCAAAAGGCUUCUGUCAUCUUUACAGAAAUUGGCACACAUCGUGCCAAUAUUUACAUAGGAAUAAUUUUCAAGAGUAACACUGGUAAAUUUCGGUUUUACAGUCCAAAGGACUGUACAAUGUGCUGAAAGAACUGUCAGAAAUUAAAUGAAGCAAUGAAAGAUUUC
Molecule: messenger RNA, 2582 nt
Organism: Nannospalax galili (Upper Galilee mountains blind mole rat)
Lineage: Eukaryota; Metazoa; Chordata; Mammalia; Rodentia; Spalacidae
Gene: Scly
Product: selenocysteine lyase
Exons: 12
Coding region: 430-1698 (422 amino acids)
Source: RefSeq, a predicted model, not a curated record